Molecule: messenger RNA, 1032 nt
Organism: Heteronotia binoei (common prickly gecko)
Lineage: Eukaryota; Metazoa; Chordata; Lepidosauria; Squamata; Gekkonidae
Exons: 3
Coding region: 159-806 (215 amino acids)
Source: RefSeq, a predicted model, not a curated record
CUGAUUGACAUUAGAGUCCUGUCUGGGAGAGAUCACUCACCAUGACCUCAUGGUUUUGAUAUCUGAAUCACUCUGACUUUUUUAAACAAGGAAAUUCUUCUCUGGUCUUAGGAAAAGACAAAAGGAAGGAGCAGAAGUGUCAAGGUUCUCAAGAGAAAAUGAAAAAGAGUCAAUGGAAAAGCAAGGAACAGAAAAAGUGUCAAGGUUUUGAAGAGAAAACAAAGAAAGAGCCAGACUUCUGGAUUGAGAAAGCAGAACAAACAGUUGAAAUUUUGGAAACCCAACACAGAUCUAAUAAUCUGCGCUUUAGAGGCAUAUCAGAAGAUUUUGGAAGACAAAACUUGGAAGAAAAAUUUCGAGAAUUGCUUCAAGAUUAUCUGAAGAUACAAGGAAAUUGCCUUGAUUUUGACCAGAUAUUCAGAGUGAAUUCAAAAUCUGCAUUUAUGAACCAGUUACCUCGAGAUAUUUUUGUUCGAUUCUCUCAUAAGAAAACACGAGAUGCAAUAUUAAGGAAGCAAAGAGAUUUAGCAUUUAAAGUAGCAGAAAAAGAAAUAAAGAUCUUUCAGGAUCUACCACCAAGUGUUUUAAGGAAAAGAAAAGACUUUGAUUUUCUGACACAAAUUUUACAAGAGAAGGAAAUAAGAUACCAGUGGAAAAUACCAUUUGCAAUAGAGGUAGAUCUACCAAGAGGAAGGAAAGUAAUUAAAACAGAAGAACAAGCUAAAUUAUUGGUUGAAGAACUGCAAGCAGAAGACUUAAAUAGAAGAACUAAAGAAAAAUGUUUAAUCAACCCAAAGGUGAUCUAAGAGCUCAAAAGUUGACAUAGUAGUGGCAUCAACAUUGGGCCAAAAUGGAUAAAUUAAAAAUAGUAUCAGUAGAUACUAACAGACUGAAAUCUCCUACAAAUGCAUGAAAAUUGAAAAUCUUUUAAAUCAUUUAAAAAAACAAAAUGUUGAUAUUGUAUGUUUACAGGAAACUCACAUAAAGAAGAAAACAUGAGUUUAUCGUAAAUAAAAAAAAAUAUGCAGAGUA